Molecule: messenger RNA, 2910 nt
Organism: Pectinophora gossypiella (pink bollworm)
Lineage: Eukaryota; Metazoa; Arthropoda; Insecta; Lepidoptera; Gelechiidae
Gene: Agps
Product: alkyldihydroxyacetonephosphate synthase
Exons: 11
Coding region: 61-1995 (644 amino acids)
Biological process (GO): lipid biosynthetic process
Molecular function (GO): alkylglycerone-phosphate synthase activity; FAD binding
Source: RefSeq, a predicted model, not a curated record
UUAUAAAAAUUGUACCAAAUGCUUUCAGACACAAAUCUAUAAUCGUCGCCCCUUGUAAAAAUGUCAGCAGCACAAUCAAAUAACACGAAAAACAUGCUACAAAAUGUGGAUAACAAUAGUAAAUCCAGUGACAGGACAGUUGAAAACAAUAAAAACAGAAGUUCGAGUGAUAAAAGUAAAAAAGUUGAAGGGCUCGUGAGUGGUAACAGUACGGUUAUAAAAGUGAAGAGUGCUAUCCCUAGACGUAGACAGGAUCUGCUAAAAUGGUACGGCUGGGGCUACAAAGACUCCAAGUUUCAACUGAUCAACGACAACGCCAUGUUUACUGGAGACAGAUACGCGAUCGGCGGAAAAGUCCUGCCAGACUUUUUAGAGUUUGCAGUCACCACAUUCGGAAUCGACGCUAAGACUCCGCCGAAGAUCCCUGAACUGCCCUCCAGCUACGCAGUCAGCCGUCUCCCGGCCACCGUGAGGCAGGAGUUGGAGGGAAUUGCAGUGGUCAGCGUGGAAGGAGUCGAUAGGUUCAUCAGGGCCCACGGACAGACUCUCAAGGAUAUGGUCAACUUGAGGCAAAACACCUUCAAAAGAAUACCUGAUGCUGUAAUAUGGCCGGAAACGCACGAACAGGUGGAAGCAAUAGUCCGGCUCGCGUCUCGGCAUCGCUUCGUGAUCAUUCCGUACGGCGGAGGCACGUCUGUCUCGGGAGCGGUGUCGUGUCCCGAGCGAGAGACCAGGCCCAUCGUGGCUCUUGACACCAGCGACAUGAACUCCAUCCUUUGGAUUGACAAGGAGCAACUCUUGGCUAGAGUUCAGGCUGGUAUAGUCGGGCAGGACUUGGAGCGGGAGAUGCGCACGCGCGGAUUCACGGUCGGCCACGAGCCCGACUCCUUUGAGUUCUCCACUCUUGGAGGCUGGGUGGCCACCCGCGCCAGCGGCAUGAAGAAGAAUACGUAUGGCAACAUUGAAGAUCUCAUCGUACAAACCAAAGUGGUGACGGCGCGCGGCGUGAUCGAAAAGAGCUGUCGCGUUCCCAGGAUAUCAUGUGGCCCGGAGUGGGAGCACGUGGUUAUGGGCUCUGAAGGAUGCUUCGGCGUCGUCACUGAGGUGACAAUAAAGAUCCGUCCGUUGCCGCCGGUGGUGCGCUACGGAUCGCUGGUGUUCCCCGACUGGGAGUCAGGGUUCCACUUCGAACGUGAGGUGGCUCGGCAGCGCCUGCAGCCCUCCAGUAUCCGACUCAUGGACAACGAACAGUUCCGUUUCGGCCUCGCACUAAAGACGGAGGCGACAUGGGGUGGCGUGCUUCUCGACGGGCUCAAGCGCCUGUACAUCACGCGGAUCAAGGGGUUCAACCCUCUGAAGCUGUGUGUGGUGACGCUGCUGAUGGAAGGCACGGCGGAAGAGGUGGCGGAGCGCCACAAGCGGCUCAACGACAUCGCCGCGCGCUGGGGCGGAGUCCCCGCCGGCGCCACCAACGGCGAGCGAGGAUACACGCUCACUUUCGUCAUCGCUUAUAUUCGAGACCUUGCACUAGAAUACGACGUAGUAGCGGAGUCGUUCGAAACUUCAGUCCCGUGGGACCGCACGCUCGCGCUUUGCACCAACGUGAAGCGGCGCGUGCGCGACGAGUGCACGUCCCGCGGCAUCGUGCACUACCUCGUGUCCUGCCGGCUGACGCAGACUUACGAUGCAGGGUGCUGUAUCUACUUCUACUUCGCGUUCAGCGGGCGUGAGUGCGACAACGCUCUCACAGUUUACGAAGAAAUCGAAGAAGCCGCACGGGAUGAAAUCAUCGCUUCCGGUGGUUCCAUAUCACAUCACCAUGGAGUUGGCAAGUUGAGAAAGAAAUGGUACAAAGACACAGUAAGCGAACCCGGUCAACAGUUACUUCUUGCCACCAAGAAAGCUCUAGAUCCAGACAAUAUAUUCGCACUUGGCAACAUGAUACUCGACGAAAGCAGUAGUAGUGAAGAUGGUAUACUCAAGAGUAAAUUAUAAGACACAGGGAGUGAAGUAAUUAAGACUCAAGAGUAAAUUAUAAGACAUAGGGAGUGAAGUAAUUAAGUCUGUAAGUUUUUACUUGUUAGGCCUGUUUUAUAUAAUUAGUUACCAAAAUUAUUGUGAUUCAUUAUUGGUGUAAAAAAUAAAAUAUUUGUAGUAUGAGGAUUUUCUAUAAAGGCAUGUUGAUACUACGAUCAAAUAAAAAAACAGCUUUUCUUAUGGGAAAUUAAUAAUUAGAUGUACAAUGUGAGUUGGUAAGUGCCCUUGAAGCACUGUUAGAUAUUUCAAUAUCUUGAAUGCAACAUGCAAAUUCGUGCACUUUACACCAUAAUACUUAGAUUAAGUUGUUAAUUUUAUUUUAUUUGGUAAUUUUUCAUUACGCAUAAUAAUUACUUAAUUUAUAUUCACCUGAUUAUUGUUACCACCUUUUUAAUUGUCCAGGUGAUGGUAAUACAAAAAAGCAUUUAUGAGUGUGACGGAUUAAAUAAAUUCAUUUAUUUAUCUCGAUUUUUGACUAAAUACAGUCUUUAAUUAGUAAUAAAGUUGUAUUGAAAUGGGAUAUGGUAAUAAAAAAAUAUUUUCUAGUCUAGGUAAAAUGUUUUUAUUAGGUUUAUUUGUCAAAAUAGAGAAAAUGAUUGUAUUUUAGUUACAGAUUGCUCAAUAUGUAGGUAGCUACUGCAUAGGAUGUUUAAAAUACUGAUUUGGAAGUGAUAAAAAAUCAUCUUAAUAAAGAAAGACUACAGAUACUUAUUAAAGAUUCUAACGUACUCUGACAUUCCUUUGAACGUCAAAUUAUUUUAUUAUUUAUAAGCUUUUAAGAGCACUAGGCCAUGUGACAAAUUAUUUGUAAUUUUUGACAAAUUAUGAUUAUACCAAAACAAUUGCCAAUAAACGUAUUUUAAGUAUAUUAAA